CGGCCGCGGCGUCGCGCUUUGUGACGUCAAGCGGGUGAGCUUUGAAAAACCGCGCGAGAAAAGUAAGCGACGGAAACGGGAAUUUUCGCUGUUUUUUUUUUUUUUUUUGGUAAAAGAACGAACAAACAAGUAAAUAAAUAAUCAAAACUCGUGUCGUUGAAAGCGUUUAUCAUGGCGCUCCUGUCGCCGUACAGCAAAGUCCCCGAGCUGAACACCGCUACUGUUCUGUUGGUAGAAAAUGAGGAGGAGCUGCAGAACAGACUAGCCAACGCCAUAGUGCAACAUGAGAAGGACUUCAACGUCAAUGUACGUUUGGCCAAGAAACUCCCUCUGCCUGUUGAGAACAAGGAAGCUCGUCCACGUAUUGAUUUAAUAGUGUUUAUAGUGAGUCUGCUGUCCGAGCGCAGUCUUCAGUCUGCAGAGAGUUCCCUCAGUCAUCUUCAUUCAGACUGUUUUCUGGGGAAAGUGUGUUUCCUGGUGACUGACGCUCGCUGUGGUUCCCACACUCAGGAGCGUUUGGUCAGUGUGAGGAAGCUGGCUGCUUCACAUCACUGUCCCGUCAUCUGCGCUGAACACAGGACUGCAGACGGUGUGAGCGCUGCAGCUCUGCGUCUCCUCAAUAUCCUGCAGGUUUCAGCAGGAAUCACCCCCAUCUCCACCACUGCCCUCUACCUGUCCACACUGACCCGCUGCUCGCUGACCUCCGACCUCCAGGAGGACUACCUGCAGUAACUCCAUCAUUCAGCUUCACAGGCCAGAAUCUCACAGAGUAGCUCAGGUGGAUCUGAACUCUACGUUCUUUAGUGUUGCACUAUAUUGCGUUCUCACUCAUAUAUUUAGUCUUUUGCUAAAUUAAUAAAGCUCCAGCCAGCAGAGGGAGCCCUUGAGUAGCUAAUGAUCACAUCUGAUGUGUUGCCCAAAUAAUCUCCCCCUUACAGUAUUUAUAAAUAAAACAGUUUUAAAUAGAAUGGUUGAAGUUUUAUAUUAAUUAUUAUUGCUUUAAUGAAUCAAUUAAACAACUUUCUCAUAUAUAAAUAGACUGCUAGAUUUACUGGACACUCAUGUUGUGCUUUUAUUUAUGGCUUUGACUCUCACAUAAUUAAGAGUGAGUGGAUGAGUCCAAACUUUGACUAGUAGAGAAAGAACAAAUAAUUCAGUGUUAUUUGGUGUGUAAAAAUUUAUAUGUUAUCAAAAACAACUUUGUUUUACAAAUGUUUCCAAACCAGUUGUUGUUUACUCAUAAAUUAUCAUACUCUGACUUUGUGCUAAGCUAAAGCUGCUAGGAUUUUAGCCGCCUCUGUUGUGACUGAGUGGUAAAAAAAUAAAAUAUAUAAAGAUAUACAGUUGAGGUCAGGAUUAUUAGCCCCCCUUGAAUUAUUAGCCCCCCCCCCCCCCUGUUUAACAGAGAGAAGAUUUCUUCAGCACAUUUCUAAACAUAAUAGUUUUAACUCAUCUCUAAUAACUGAUUUAUUUUAUCUUUGUCAUGAUGACAGUGAAUAAUAUUUGACUAGAUAUUUUUCAAGACACUUUUAUACAGCUUAGUGACAUUUAAAGGCUUAACUAGGUUAAUUAGGUGAACUAGGCAGGUUAGGGUGAUUAGACAAGUUAUUGUAUAAUGAUGGCUUGUUCUGUAGACUAUCGACAAAAAAUUGAUAGCUUGAAGGGGCUAAUAAUAUUGACCAUAAAAUAGCUUAAAAAAAUUAAAAACAGCUUUUAUUCUAGCAGAAAUCAAACAAAUAAGACUUUAAAAUAUAUCAUCAGACAUACUGUGAAAAUUUUCUUGCUCCGUUAAACUUAAUUUAGGAAAUAUUUAAAAAAGAAAAAAAAUUCAAAGGGGGCUAAUCAUUCUGACUUCAGCUGUGUGUGUAUAUAUAUAUUAGUGCUGGGCCUUUAUCGGUGUUAACGCGAGACUCUUAUCGCGCGAUUUAAAAAAAUAUCGCCGUUAAUCUAUUCUCAAAGUUGGGUUGGAAGCUGGGUCUAUUCUACGCAAGCUAUGAUGACUUUCACCUUGCUCUUUUAGCGCGGAUGUAUACGUGACCGGUGAGCCGUCUGACAAACAAGUCCUCUUCUGAAUCAAAUCAGCAAAAUGCCUGACUUUAGCUGCAGUUCGGCAGUUUCACUUUAACUCAUGAAUAUUUCAUUCAUACGCCGUGACAUACUGAGGUAUUAGACGCAAAUAAGGGGUAAGGACUGGUGAGAGUGUUAUGGAAUGUAAUAACGCUCGCCAAACGGAAAGAAAAAAAACUUCUGCAUUUUGUGCGUGUGUGUGUGUGUGUGUGUGUUUUGUGUGCGGUCCUUUACUGACAGCCUCCUGUGUCUUGGAUCUUGUCGGAAAAUAUGGUGAAAAGUCCUACAUGAUGGUAAUAGUUUGAUUGCAGUGUUUACUUCAGUAAUGCCACUAAUAUAUGCACUCCACAUGUCUUAAUUCCAUUUCUGUUUAGUUCAGUUAUGACUUUAGUCGCAUUAAGGUAAUCAAAAGUCUCUGUUUACAUGAUAGACUCUUAAUCAGAGUAUUGUUUUAAUCAUAUUAAAAUCGUAUUAAAGUAUUGUUGCCCAUGUAAACAUACUCAAUGUUCGACACACCGUCAGGGCUCUGUGAACUUGGCAUUGAGAAGCAGCAUUUUCUGUAUGUACGGACAUCAAAAGCAAAUAUGAAAUGGCUGUUUGGAGCUUAUGUAGGCCUACAGUUCAACAUUCAUGUUUAACUGAAUAAACAGUUAGUAAACACAA
Danio aesculapii is the source of this 2730-nucleotide messenger RNA. RefSeq names its product proliferation associated nuclear element (gene pane1). The transcript is spliced from 6 exons. Bases 172 to 732 code for a protein of 186 amino acids. Lineage: Eukaryota; Metazoa; Chordata; Actinopteri; Cypriniformes; Danionidae. The record is from RefSeq and is a predicted model, not a curated record.